AUGUUUGAUAAUGAGCUGGUGUUGUGUGUUUUGCUGAGCACUAUCCUGGUGCUGCGAGAUGACUUCAGACAGAACCCGACAGACGUGGUGGUGGCCGCAGGAGAACCAGCAAUCCUUGAGUGUGUUCCGCCCCGAGGCCACCCUGAACCCACCAUCUACUGGAAGAAAGACAAAGUGCGAAUUGAUGACAAGGAUGACAGGAUAACUAUUCGAGGAGGGAAGUUAAUGAUCUCCAACACACGAAAGACCGACGCUGGCAUGUACAUCUGUGUGGGAACCAACAUGGUCGGAGAGAGGGACAGUGAGACAGCACAAGUCACCGUGUUUGAACGACCGACCUUCCUCCGGAGGCCCAUAAACCAGGUGGUCCUGGAAGAGGAGACGGUGGAGUUUCGCUGCCAAGUACAAGGAGACCCUCAGCCAAAUGUACGCUGGAGGAAAGAUGACGUUGAUGUCCCUCGUGGAAGGUACGAGAUCAAGUAUGAUAAGGAUGACUAUUUGCUGAGAGUGAAGAAGGCUUCCAUUAACGACGAGGGCACGUUUACCUGUGUGGCAGAAAACCGCGUGGGCAAGCUGGAGGCCUCCGCCACUCUCACCGUCAGAGCUCGCCCUGUCGCUGCGCCCCAGUUUGUCAUUCGCCCAAGGGACCAAAUUGUGGCUCAAGGCCGCACUGCCACCUUCCCGUGUGAAACCAAAGGAAACCCUCAGCCUGCUGUCUUCUGGCAGAAGGAGGGAAGUCAGAAUUUGCUCUUUCCCAACCAACCGCAGCAGCCCAGCAGUCGCUUCUCGGUGUCACCCGGCGGAGACCUCACCAUCUCAUCUGUGCAGCGGGCAGAUGCUGGCUAUUAUAUCUGCCAGGCCCUGACUGUUGCAGGCAGUAUCCUCGCCAAGGCUCAACUCGAGGUCACAGAUGUGCUCACAGACAGGCCGCCACCAAUCAUCCGCCAAGGCCCGUCCAAUCAGACACUUGGUGCGGACAGUGUGGCUCUGUUGAAGUGCCAGGCUUCAGGAGACCCUAUCCCCUCCAUCAGCUGGCUGAAGGAUGGGGUCAGUCUGCUGGGAAAGGAUGCCCGCAUGUCCCUGCAGGAGCUGGGCAGCCUUCAGAUAAAAAACAUCAAGCUUUCAGACUCUGGAAUCUACACAUGUGUGGCCACUAGCUCCAGCGGGGAAACAUCAUGGAGUGCUUACCUGGAAGUCAAAGAAGCAGGAGGAGUGAUAGUCAUGAAAACCCAUGAUGAGAAGGAGCUUCCAGGUCCACCAUCUAAGCCUCAGGUCACUGAUGUGACUAAGAACAGCGUGUCCUUGUCCUGGCAGCCUGGGAUGGCAGGAGCAUCACCUGUCUCCUCUUUUGUCAUUGAGGCAUUCAGUCAAUCGGUGAGCAACAGCUGGCAAACAGUAGCAGACCAUGUCAAAACAAACCAGUAUACUGUGAAAGGUCUCCGACCCAACACCAUCUACCUGUUCAUGGUCCGAGCAGUCAACACCCAGGGCCUGAGUGAUCCGAGCCCCAUGUCUGAACCUGUCAGAACACAAGAUAUAAGUCCUCCUGCUCAGGGUGUCGACCACAGACAUGUGCAGAAGGAGCUUGGUGAGGUCAUAGUUCGGCUGCACAACCCGGUUGUACUGAGUCCCACAUCCAUUCAGGUCACAUGGACGGUGGAUCGCCAGUCCCAGUUCAUUCAGGGUUACAGAGUCCUGUACAGGCAGACCUCAGGACUACCUUCCCCUGGACCCUGGCAGAUGCAGGAAGUGAAGGUCCCUUCUGAGCGCAGCGUUGUCCUCUCUGGACUCAAGAAGGGCAUUGUGUAUGAGAUCAAGGUCCGGCCUUAUUUCAAUGAGUUUCAAGGCAUGGACAGUGAAUCCAGAACAGCGCGGACGACUGAAGAAGCUCCCAGUGCCCCUCCUCAGCAGGUUACAGUCCUGACCGUGGGAAGCCAGAACAGCACUUCCAUUAGCAUCUCGUGGGACCCCCCUCCAUCAGACCAUCAGAAUGGCAUCAUCCAAGAGUACAAGAUCUGGUGUCUAGGGAAUGAGACACGUUUCCAUGUAAAUAAGACCGUGGACGCAGCCAUUCGCUCAGUGGUGGUUGGCGGGAUGCAAGUUGGAGUGGUGUACCGGGUAGAGGUGGCUGCAAGCACAAGCGCUGGGGUUGGAGUGAAGAGUGAAGCUCAGUCUAUCAGCAUCGGUAAAGAAUUCCGGGACGUCAUUAUACAUGGAAACCGGAACAACAGCAUCACAGAACAGAUCACUGAUGUGGUGAAACAACCUGCCUUUAUUGCUGGUAUUGGAGGAGCCUGCUGGGUCAUCCUCAUGGGAUUCAGCAUCUGGCUGUACUGGAGGAGAAAGAAGAGGAAGGGUCUGAGCAACUACGCAGUUCAGUCCUUCACCUUCACCCCUGCAGUGACUUUCCAGAGAGUCGAUGGUGGUCUGAUGAGCAAUGGAAACCGGCCGGGCUUGCUAAAUUCCAGUGACCCAGGUUACCCCUGGUUAGCGGACUCUUGGCCUGCCACCAGCCUGCCUGUCAACAGCAGCUCCGGGGGACCCAAUGACCUGAGUAACUUUGGCCGAGGAGAUCUUCCCACUGGGCAAGGAGAUAAGAGUGGCACCAUGCUCUCUGAUGGAGCCAUCUACAGCAGCAUAGACUUCACCACCAAAGCCAACUACAACAGCCCUGGCCAAACAUCCCAGGCCACUCCCUAUGCCACCAGCCAGAUUCUCCACUCCAGCAGCAUCCACGAGCUGGCGGUGGACCUGCCCGAGGCCCAGUGGAAGGCCUCCCUCCAGGCCAAGCAGGAGAUGGCUAACCUGGGGUACGCCCUGCCUGACAAGAACUCCUGCAACAACACCCUCCUUUUCAUUCCUGACUACCGAUUGGCCGAAGGAUUGUCUAAUAGAAUCCCACACAACCAAUCACAAGAUUUCAGCACCACCAGCUCUCACAACAGCUCAGAGCGAAGCGGCAGUCUCUCAGGUGGAAAGGGAGGGAAGAAGAAGAAGACCAAGGGUGGCUCCAAACCAACUAAAGCCAAUGGAUCCAACUGGGCCAAUGUCCCCCUCCCCCCUCCCCCUAUUCACCCACUCCCUGGCACUGAAAUGGACCUUUAUCCCAAUGAGCUUCAUGAAGGAGGAGGGUAUGAGAGCGAUGGCUGGGGCCCGCCUAUGCCGGUGCAGACCUAUCUCCACCAGGGCAUGGAGGAUGAGCUGGAGGAGGAGGAAGAGAGGGUCCCCACCCCGCCCAUCCGGGGGGUUGCAUCCUCCCCGGCUGCUGUGUCCUUUGGACAGCAGUCCACAGCCACCCUCACCCCUUCCCCUCGGGACGAGAUGCAGCCCAUGCUCCAGUCACAUUUGGAUGAACUGACCAGAGCAUACCAAAUGGACAUGGCAAAACAGUCAUGGCACAUGCAAGUGGGCUCUCUCCCCCCCCAGGCUCCAGCUCCUCCAUUGGGCUACGUGUCGAGCACAAUGGUUUCUGACCUGGAGACUGACGUACCUGAUGAAGAUGAGGAGGAGGAGGAGGAGGAAGAGGAGGAAGAGGAAGAGGAGGAGGAUGAAGGCUAUGGAGCCAGGCAUCCCCGCGGCAUUGAGCACACACCAGGGUCUAGCAUGGACAACCUGGACAGCUCUUUAACAGGGUCCAUGGUGAAUGGGUGGGGCUCAGCCUCGGAGGAUGACCGUAAUUUCUCCAGCCAUAGGUCCAGUUACGGCAGUUCGUCUGACGGCUCCAUCUUUACCCAAUGCAGCUUUGCCCAGGCCCUGGUGGCCGCUGCAGACAAGGCAGGCUACCAGCUGGAGGGCACUAGCCUCAGCAAGAGAGGUAAAGGCUUGUCCCACAGGCCCCGGCCCAGCAGUCCUUUCUCAACAGAUGGCAGCACAGUGGGCUCACACAGCCUGGGCCACCAGAGGGCCACCAGGCCCACACGCAAACCCCGAAGCCAGGGGACAGCACCUCCCCGCAGAGAUGCUGGUGGAGACGACCUACCUCCUCCCCCUGAGCCUCCUCCCUCUCAGGGGCAGGGCCGGGUCCAGGGGGCCCGCAGUGUGGCACCGCCUACAGAUCGGAAGGCUUCAUCUCUGGAACGCCCGCCUAUGUCCGAGCUGGAGGAAAUAAAGAGCAACAUUGACAGACAGACACGCACUACUCUGGAACAUCAUCGCCAGGCUCAGGACAGGCUGGGCUCCAUGGAGCGAGCUGAGGAGGGGCGCAGGGGACACAAAACAGAGGAUGGGUGCCUGCCAUACAACAAACCCUCCUUCCCCUCUCCCGGCGGCCACAGCUCCUCCGGCACCGCCUCCUCUAAGGGCUCCACAGGGCCACGCAAGGCCGAGGGGCCCCGACAGCCUCAACAGUGGACCGCCACAGAGCACGCUGAAUUCCUGGGAACCAAUGGACAGGGACAGUACUCGGGAGAAUUAUAGUGAUCUGCCUUGGAUUUGACCUGGAGAGCAUCCUCUCUGUCCUGGAGAGCAUGACGCCCUCGUUGUCGGGCUACGAACUUUGCCAUUAUUUGUGUGCCCUCGGAGAGAAGGAGUGCAGCAGAGGGCGGUGUCACAGAACUGUAAAUGCGAUGUAUAGACACAGACAUACUGUACAUCUCACUAUGUUUUCGUCCUCAAGAAAAUAUUUUCCACCUCCUACCUUACUGUAAUUUUUGUUUUGUUAGAAAAAAGCAAGUAAAAAAAAAAAGAAACAAUCUAUACAAGAACACAUUUUCUGGUAACUGCCCUUGGGAGAAAGGGCAUUUUGUUUCCUGUAAAUAUAUUCUUUACCAUGUUGUUGCAUUGCUAUGCAAGCCUAAUUCAGUUUGAGCUUUUGAUUUCCAUACACAGAAACGGUUGGUUUUAUCUGGUUAUUUGUAUUAUAUGUGAAUUGAGUGGCUGCUGUGCCAUAAAAUAAUUGUUUUAUAAUCCAUUGUUUGUUAAUAGUUACCUUUUAAUUAUUAUCAUUAUUAUAAUUAUUGUUUUUGCACUGCAAUUUUUGGUGAUAAGCACAAAAAACAUAGCUCCUGCUGACAUGAAGAACCGGAAGGACCGGAGGGUGAAGAGGAGUUCCUGUACUGUAAAGUAAAGAGAAGAAA
This is a messenger RNA of Notothenia coriiceps (black rockcod), 5075 nucleotides long. It is a transcript of the gene robo2, whose product is annotated as roundabout, axon guidance receptor, homolog 2 (Drosophila). The transcript is spliced from 30 exons. NCBI's taxonomy places the organism in Eukaryota, Metazoa, Chordata, Actinopteri, Perciformes, Nototheniidae. Gene Ontology annotation, molecular function: protein binding. Bases 1 to 4416 code for a protein of 1471 amino acids. The record is from RefSeq and is a predicted model, not a curated record.